Mollisia scopiformis is the source of this 1407-nucleotide messenger RNA. RefSeq lists its product as uncharacterized. Bases 1 to 1407 code for a protein of 468 amino acids. The record is from RefSeq and is a predicted model, not a curated record. The transcript has a single exon. NCBI's taxonomy places the organism in Eukaryota, Fungi, Ascomycota, Leotiomycetes, Helotiales, Mollisiaceae.
AUGUCCUUCCCAGUCGGGGAGAUUGGGAUCGUUAUAACAAUCGCAAAGCUCCUCUAUAAGCUGCAACAAGAUUAUGCUUCAGCACCUGAUGAAGCUACUAAUCUCUCAAACGAGCUCGAACAUUUGCAACAUUGCAUUGCACCGCUCCAAAAAUCUCCACCCCAGAGCGCCAUCGACAGAAAACGUCUCGAGACUGUAUUGAAACCAGUGCUCAAUCUCCUUGAACAGAUUAACGAAGUGUGCGACAGGUACUCUGAUCUGAAAUCGGGACGAAGAAUAUGGGACAGAGCGACGUUUCCAAAGACCAAGGUACAUGCUUUGCAAAAACAAAUCCACAGCCAGUUUACCGGGUUGACUGUAUUCAACAUGGGUUUGCAGAAUAAAACCUUGGCAAAGAUUUCAGACAUCCUGGAAGAAAUCGGUGGUGUUCUAAGUCAACGAUUCGCAAAUAAUGAGAACGGCUGGGAACUCGUUGUUGCAGAACUUGAGCGCCGAGGACUCAGACUCAGCAAAGAGGCUGCAGCGACAUGCAAAGAACCUAUCAAACAACAUCUGGAAGCUCUCAGCGAGGUGGAGCAAGCUGAAUCACAACUCAUGGUCUACGAAAACACAACUAUAGGGCCAGAUGAUGCUGUUGACGAGGACAUUGCGGUAGGCCCACCAACACCCGCUCAUCUUUCAUCUCUUGUAUGUCCUGGAGCCGCCGCUCUCCAGAGUGGCAAACAGGAUGUUAUCAAGCAAAGUAAGAAUCACUUACUUCAACACUUCGGAGCUUCCAAAUAUGAAAUCAUUUGUCGGCAUUGUUCCUUCCAUGGCUUUCAAGAUGAACCUCUCAAGAGUAAAGAUAAGCCUUACAACACGCCACUUUUCUUUGCUCCUCGACAAGAAGCUCUGAAGCCGUCGUCGGUGGAAUAUUACUUCGAAGUGCAUAGACGUAAUCGAUCCGAGCAUGACGGUAUUUGGUACCACACUAUUUUCUUCUGGAAGUGUCACAUCAAAGCGAGAGAGCCUCUCCUGCACAUCUCAGCACGCUAUCAAUGCGUAUUCUGCCCUCUGGCAAAUGCAUAUAGCAACACAUACAGCAGAGAUAGUCUGCUUGAACACAUCCGGAAGCAUCAUGUCCAGACGCCACCGCCGCGUGAGCUUCGAGAGAAGUUCAAUGUCUGGAUAGAUGACAAAAAUGCACUCUUCCUCAAAGACGAAGGGAGGAUGCAGGAACAGCCGUUCGAUAUCAUGAUUCCAAAAGCAUACGGAAGGACCGAUUAUUUGAAGGCGGAGCGUGCAAAGCAUCAAGCGGAUAUCGUGGAAGCAGCUAACGCACAAUCUCGAGCUAGAACAAAACAAACAUCAGACGCAAACAUAAGGGAGCAAGUCAAGGAACUUCACUGGGUGGCGGUUAGGAAAUAG